GUACCUUUCGGCUCGCCAUCUUGUCUAACAAGUAUGAAAGUUGUGGAUUCUCUCUCAGCCGAAGGUGACUGUGUAUCCCCAGAAUUUAUAUUAAAAGAACUUGAAAAGCAUGAAAGUUUUGAGACGCUAGAGCUUUCAAGCAGACUUGGAGUUGAUCAUCAGAAAAUUGUUGGAGCCAUCAAGAGUUUGCUAGCACAAGACGGGUUAAUAGUUGCCGAAGAGUAUGUGACGAAAAGGGUUGAACUAUCGUCUGAAGGUAAGGCUAUGUCAGAAAACGGAUCUCAUGAAGCCAAUGUUUUCUUGAGGAUUGGGAAAGAAGGUGCUGUUCAGUCUGAUAUCAUGGCAAGAUGUUUAAAUUUGCUGUUUUAUUUAGAUAAACUUCCGUAUGGCAAAGUAGGAAUAAGUAAAGCACUUGCCGCCGGUUGGAUAUUUGUGGACAAGUCCAGUGGGAAUGUGCGUCUGUUUCGUAAGAUCGACGAGAUUGAAGACACUGUUAAGCGUGACUUGAAACGUAUUACAAGUGGUAGGAUAGCGGAUUUGAAUCCAAAGACAAUACAAGAAUUUAAAAAACGGAAACUGCUUUCAGAAACGAACAUUAAAAGCUAUAAAGUUAAGAAAGGCCAUCGUUUUACAACUGUUCUUGAAAAGCCUGAAGUGGAUCUUACUGCAGAUAUGAUUGCCAACGGUUCUUGGAGAACAAAACAAUUCAAAAAAUAUAACUUUGAAGCUUUCGGAAUUAUGCCAUCAGGAGGUCAUUUGCAUCCGUUGAUGAAAGUGCGGAAUGAAUUUAGGCAAAUCUUUUUCCAAAUGGGCUUCUCCGAGAUGCCAACUAACAGGUAUGUUGAAAGUUCAUUUUGGAACUUCGAUGCCCUUUUUCAACCUCAACAACACCCUGCUAGGGAUGCACAUGACACUUUUUUUGUGUCAGAUCCAGCGAAUAGUUUUAAUUUUCCUGAGGAUUACCUGGAACGAGUAAAGACUGUUCAUUCAAAGGGAGGUUACGGUUCAAAAGGAUAUAACUACGAAUGGAAACUAGAAGAGGCUCAGAAGAAUGUUUUGCGUACACAUACAACGGCUGUCAGCGCUCGUCAACUGUACAAAUUAGCUCAAAACAACUUCAGACCGGUUAAACUGUUUAGCAUCGACCGAGUUUUCCGCAAUGAAACUCUUGAUGCCACCCAUUUAGCAGAAUUCCACCAAGUUGAAGGGGUUAUAGCGGAAAGAAAUCUUUCUUUGGCGCACGUGAUGGGGUUGUUUACUGAAUUUUUCCGUAAAUGCGGUAUCAGAAAUCUUCGCUUUAAACCGACAUAUAAUCCUUACACAGAACCUUCUAUGGAAGUGUUUGCCUUCCAUAAAGGUUUAAAAAAGUGGGUGGAAAUUGGUAACUCUGGUAUGUUCCGUCCGGAAAUGCUCCUUCCUAUGGGUUUGCCGCCCGACGUAAAUGUUGCUGGAUAUGGUCUUUCCCUUGAAAGACCCACGAUGAUACGUUACGGUUUGAACAACAUUCGUGACCUUUUUGGCUCUAAAGUUGACCUAGAGGUUAUAUACAAUAGUCCAAUUUGUCGGCUUGACAAAGUGUAA
Molecule: messenger RNA, 1581 nt
Organism: Enterobius vermicularis (human pinworm)
Lineage: Eukaryota; Metazoa; Nematoda; Chromadorea; Rhabditida; Oxyuridae
Source: the annotation of a GenBank genome assembly